Symbiodinium sp. CCMP2456 is the source of this 3969-nucleotide messenger RNA. The record is from the annotation of a GenBank genome assembly. NCBI's taxonomy places the organism in Eukaryota, Dinophyceae, Suessiales, Symbiodiniaceae.
AUGUUUCCAGAGAUGAGCCGGUUUCAGGCGGGGUGGAGAUGCCGUGGAAUCCGGAUCCUGAUGGUCAUCGAGAGCUGCCGACGCCUGGUUGGUGAAGAGCUGACGGCGUAUCAUUCUGCACGAGCACGCGCCGCCUAUGGAAAGCGCCACCUGCUGCCUUGCAUGCAAGCCAUGAGGCGAAAAUUCACACAUGUGGAGGAGAAGCCGAAGAAGGAAGAGAAGAAGGCGGUUCGAAUUGUCUCCUUGAGAAGCGAGGGAAAGCUCGUCGGACGGCAAGUAAAACUGGACAUGUUCGGGGAGCAGAAGAAGUCCUCCGCACAGAAGAAGGUCAAGAUUUCAGGUGGAAUUGAGGCUUUCGGUUGCAGCCAUGGCGUAGCCCUCGAUCCUGAAGCCUCCAACCCUAUGGAGGAAUUCCGUGGAAAGGAAGAAGAGGAAGAGCAACCCUCAACAGUCCAGUUCUGCCCGCCCGAGCUGGCAACCGUCGGGGGUGCGGACUGGGAUGCCGCCCGCAUGGCCUGGGUGGCCCGACAGCUGGGAAGGGAAGCGCCGCAGCUCCUGCUCGCGCUUUCCUCGGAGUCCACAACGCCAUCCUACGACGUCGUCUUCCUUCGAAGCGUUAUCGACAGCAUUGACAAGCCUGUGCGGUUGGGCGGCAUCUUGGAGCGCGCAGCACUGGACACCCUUCGCAGAACAGGGCAUCAGCAGAGGCCCGUGAUCCUGUCCUUGGGUGGCGAUGCCAGUACGGAGGACCUUCGCGACAGCGUCCUAGCCUCUAGGCUCAAGCCUCUUUGCAAAAUCGGCUGGGUGCAACGAAGAACGUCGCAGCUCAUACUCCCCAAAACGCUCAGUGAGCACACCAGGAAAGCACCUGCGGUAGCUUGUGCCACCGAAGUGAAGAGAAAGGUUGUGCGAGAUCUCUCAUGGCUCAUUCGAGCCCCUCCAGUGCUUUCCGACGAGGCCGGCAUGGAGCUUUUGCGUCUUCCAGACUCCGCAGACCAGGCCACAGCUGAUUGGCUGGCAUCUCUGGACAAGAAUCCGAAGCCCCUUCUUCAGAACCUGGAAGCGCAGUCGGGUGUGAAGCGGCUUGGUUUCUAUGCUGCAGCCCUGACGCAGUUUUGGUUGGAGGAGGGCCCGGGCUGGAACACCCAGCGAACUUUGUCGGCCGUUCAACUCAGCAGCGGGACGAACUCGAGGCAGACGGCUGGGCAGCUGAAGUUGGUCUGCUUGCGUCCUCGCGAAGCUCUUCACGUGGAGUCCUCCGUCAAGUUCUUCGCUGAUGCCUCCGAUGCAGAACCGAAGCUCAAAUCCUGCGCAAGCUCCUAUGUGGGUCCUUUCCUGCAUGAGAACUUGGCUUGGCGGCUGGCGGAGGCGAGGAGAAAAAUCACCUGCACGAGAAGUUCGUCUGUGCAGGAAUAUCUGCAGAAGGAGUUUGGAGACGUCUCGGUUCGGUCUGUGUACUUCCUCAAAGGCUACAUCUUCAAGCCCCUGGAAGAGUUCUGGGCCAUCGGCCGCCCCUUGCGAGAUCCUCCGGCUGAAGUCAAUGCCGCUUGUGCGACAGGAUGGUACACCACGCAGGUCUCUGAAGCCAUGAAGGCAGUCUCGCCUGGUGCGCGCCUGGCUGUGCUCCCCAAGCUUUUCUGGCUCAGUCCUGCAGUGGCUUCAGGCAGUCCACCCGUGAUCUUGGGAGACGAGCUGCCAGGACAGCAGGAUGCCGUACCGACAGACCUGCCGGAUAAAGUACGGCAAGACGUGGAGGAGCACUUUCGCAGCGUGGAUACUGCGCUCCUGCUCUGUGAACUCCUUCCUGUCGAGGGCCUUUGGGUAGAGAACUCCCGUGGCUUCAUCCUGCCUUCCGUUUGGGAUCCCAAGACGCUAAUGACGGGAGGGCCUCAGGGCAUGAAGAACUCCGGGGAAGGUCAGGGCCAGCAAGUCAGUGAGCCCAGCAAGUGGUCGAACCAAAGACGGAAGUAUUCAGAACGUCUAGCAGACACAGCUCGACAACUUGCCCCAAGCCUGGAAAGUGCCGGGGUUCAUGCGACGGUGCCGCAGCGAUUGAGCGAGGAGCUCACCCAUGAUCAUCUUAAGGACUACGUGCUCUUCGCAAAGGAGCGGCGGCGAAGUGCCGACCCGUCUCGGUUCCAGCGCCGGCUUUCUCUGCGCACAGCGCUGGAAUCGGCUGAAGCUUCUGAGCCCGGGAAGGUUUGCAAACUGGUCGCAGCUGCCUUGGGCCUCCUGCUGAAAGAGGCGCAGCGAAGUGAUGGACACUUCAUUCUUGAGUUGCUUGUCAAGCCCUCCGAACAGGGGCUGGUCCCGUCUGCCUGCUCUGUGACGUUCCGUGCAGAUAGUGAUUCCAUGGAGGAAGUGAUGACAUUGGGGCUUUCUGGAGGAUUGUGCUUGCGGCUCGCGGUGAAAUUUGCGGCGCGAUUCAGCUUCACGCCGCGACGUCUCUCUCGUGAUAAGGUUCUGUCCCUGUUUGCAGAAGCCAUUGCCUCGUCUGAUCGUUCUCGAUUGGCUGGACUGGUUGAAUAUCUGGCAGCAAGCUCAUCCCUGGAACUUGACGAGACAUUCCCUUUGGAGGACAUAGCAUGCAAGUUGACCAUGCCACCGGCAGAUGGUACGAUCUUGGACCUUGUCUGCCAGCAUGUUCCCAGCUUGUGCCAGAAGCUGUCCGCAAUGCUCACCUCUACGGGUCAGCUGAAGCUCGCCAGAAAGAUCGAGGUACGUCGACUACGUGGCUACACAGAGGACGCCGGAAAUCGGGAGCCUCCUUCAGACACUUUGGUGGCUCUACCAAACCUCUGCUUGCCGCCCUCGGUUCGCAUCCAACUAGUUGCAGAUGCGAGUGGUCUGGAUGAGUUGCAAGGCCGUCUUGAACUUGGUGGAGUCAUUGGCUUGGAUGCCGAGUGGAAACCCUGGGAUGAGAGUUCACCAAGUCGCGCCCGCUCCCGAAGGGGACAAGUGGCGAACCCUGUCCAAUUACUCCAGUUGGCAUGGGCCGACACGGCUUAUGUGCUGGACAUACCCUCGCUGUUGGCCGCGGCCGAGGAGGAGCUUGCGCACUUAUUACAGCGCUUGCUUCGACCCAAAGAAGGCGAAGCAGGCCACAUCUUGGUCGGUUUCGGGCUGGAAUGUGACAUCCGAAGGAUGGCAGACUCCUACCCAUGGUUAAUGUCUCGAUGCUACGGCGGCAAUUUUCCUUUCCUUGAGAUGCAAGACCUUGCACGUAGCGUGGCGCCCAACUCCUCGCUGGACUACCUCUGUGCGGUGCGACUGGGUCUUUCCCUUGACAAAACAUUGCAGUGCAGCAAUUGGGAACUGCGACCCCUGCCGGAUCCCCACAUACAGUACGCGGCCUUGGAUGCAUGGGUUUUACUUGCCCUUCUGGGCCAUUUUCUGCAGCAAGACCGUGGCAUGGAGAAGGCAGAACUUUGUGAGCUCGCCAGGGUGUCCGUCUCCUCGGCCGCAACGUUCUCUCAUUCUGGGCUUGCCCUUGGAUCAGGCGUUUGUGCAACUGCAAUGGCCUUGCGAGAGCUGGGCGUGGCUGAUGACUCGAUUCUGUUUUGGGGGGAUGGCUGCUUCGAUGACGUGCAAGUUUGCAAGACGCUCGCGUGUUUAGCUGUUGACUCUUCAGGUCAAUCGCACUUCUGCUUGGCGGUCUUUGCUGACGGUUCGGCGAGCCUGAGUAUGCCGCGGCUUGCACAAGCGAUGGACUGCACCUCUGCACGACUCGUGACGGGCGAGGAACUGCGUGAACACUUCAGGCAGCCCCGCGGAUGUGUUGGGCCGGUGGGCCCAGCAAUUCUAGAGCAACCACCGGCGCGUGUGGUGCUUGACGACGGCCUGUCGACAACGUGCAAACUCUCCUGUGGUGGUGGAUCUCCGCAGUGGCAUUUGCUGGCGACGCAGCAGCAGAUCCUAGAUUGGACGCGGGCCCGGGUGGCUGCGAUCCGAGACUUGACAGCUAGCUGA